AAAGAUGCUGUUAAGGGUGGCUGGGGGUGGGGAAAGGGGGACUGUGGCUGAGCUUGGCAGUCAGUGCUGUGAAGAUGGAAGAACGUCAACUUGAUAAGACCCCAGAUGAAAGGUUGAAGAUGAGGUUUGAAUAAAUCGUUGGUUUGAUAUUCUGUACUGUCUCCGUGAGCUGACGUGAGCCAAUGCCUGAAGUGCGGAGAUGCUGACGGGAGCCAAGCAGGCUCCACAUGUGGUUCCAAUGCGAGUUGGGGUCAAAGUAGGAGACAUGUUCCUUCAGGAUACCAUUCUGUGUGAUGGCCUAAUGGACGCCUUUUAUAACUACCACAUGGGUGUAACAGCUGAGAAUGUGGCGAUGCAGUGGCAUGUGAGUCGAGAGGAGCAGGACAAGUUUGCUGUACAGUCCCAGAAUCGAACUGAGGCAGCACAGAAAGCUGCCUAUUUUGAAAAAGAAAUUGUUCCUGUCUCCGUCCCUUCCAGGAGAGGGCCUAUCGAGGUGACAACCGAUGAGUUUCCCCGUCACGGAAGCACUUUCGAAGCCAUGUCUAAACUAAAGCCGGCUUUCGCAAAGGGUGUAUCUGGCACUGUCACUGCUGCUAAUGCUUCGGGAAUAGAUGACGGGGCCGCAGCUGUAAUUCUGAUGAAGAAAUCAAAAGCUGACAAGAAAUGCCUGAAACCUAUGGCUCAGAUUGUAUCCUGGGCUGAGGAUGGUUUGGAUCCUGCCAUUAUGGGAGUCGGGCCUAUAGCAGCAAUAAGGAAGGCCGUAGAAAAAGCCGGCUGGACGCUGGAUGAAGUUGAUCUCUUCGAAAUCAAUGAAGCUUUUGCAUCACAGUCUGUAGCUGUUGUCAAGGAACUUGGUAUAAACCCAGAGAAGCUGAGAAAUGUGAACAUCCAAGGUGGUGCUAUUGCUUUAGUUCACCCUCUGGGAAUGUCUGGGUGCCGCAUUCUGGUUACACUUCUCUACGCACUGGAGAGAACAGGAAAAAAGCGUGGCAUUGCUUCUUUGUGUAUAGGAGGUGGAAUGGGAAUAGCUAUGUGUGUUGAAAGGCAAUAAAUUACUCCUAAAUUUUACGACAAGAACUGAAGAUACUCUGCAGCUAAGCUACUGACUGGAUAAAAUUGAGGUUUUAUUUUAGAGGUUACAGCCUGAUUCCAAUGAAAUGUAGGUGCAUUUUGUUUUUAUAAUGAAUGUGUAAAGUAGGUAGGUUUUAAAACUAUUCAAAACUUCAGUCCACAUAAAAUGGUUCUGAAAAUUAGUGUAACUUUUAAAUAUUUGAUUAAAUGUACUGAAGUUUGAAAUCAUAGUAAUAUUGUGUAUGUGCAAUCCAUACUUUUGUUAAAAUUCAUAAGUUCCUUCCUAUUAUCUCUCAAUUCAGAUUGACCAUUUUUUUCUUUAUGAAAUAAAUUGCUCAAUGUACCAUU
Molecule: messenger RNA, 1419 nt
Organism: Callorhinchus milii (elephant shark)
Lineage: Eukaryota; Metazoa; Chordata; Chondrichthyes; Chimaeriformes; Callorhinchidae
Product: acetyl-CoA acetyltransferase, cytosolic-like
Exons: 8
Coding region: 200-1051 (283 amino acids)
Biological process (GO): fatty acid beta-oxidation
Molecular function (GO): acetyl-CoA C-acetyltransferase activity
Source: RefSeq, a predicted model, not a curated record